AGGGGGUGGCAUGUGGGAGAUACUGUUGCAAGUCGCUGCCACUGCUCCAUGUCUUGGCUGCUUUCUCUACCUCUGCCCCUCAGAUCCGCACCCUGUGCUAUGGCUGCCAGCUGGCUGGGGGGGUCCUGGCCCGGAAAGGCCCCACGGAGUCAGAGAUGGGCAGGAGGCUCUUGGCUGUGUCGACCCAGCUGAGUCACUGCCGGACGGUGCUGCGCCUCUUUGAUGACCUUGCCAUGCUCGCCUAUAGCUGCCAGUAUGGGCUGGGUGCCAAGGAAAAAGAUGCCAUUGUCCGCUGGCUCUCUGUCCUCAAUAACCUGGCUGAUCAGCUCUACUACCCUUGUGAGCAUGUAGCAUGGGCUGCUGAUGCUGAUAUUAUUCGCACAAGCUCACACAAGUGGUGGACAUUAAGCACAGCUUUCUGGGGGCUCUCCCUAGUCCUGGGCAUCAUACGGUCUCUCAGAAUUCUGUUUCAGCUAAGAAGAAAGCUGAGAAAGCGUACUGGUGAGUCCUCGGAGCAAAGUCAAAAGGAAAUGGAUGCCCAAGUGAAAUGUGAAGUCUUGAGCAUCCUCAGCAGCGUGGCAGAUCUCUCCAAUGCUGUCCACUGGUUGCCUCCAGGAUUUCUUUGGGCUGGACAGUUUCCUCCAUGGCUAGUGGGUCUCAUGGGGACUAUAUCGUCUCUGAUUGGUGUCUACCAAACAUCCGUAGGGGCAGGUUCUGGGGCUGUGUGACCCAUGGUUUCAACUUCAGAAGGCUAAGUAUUUUGUGGGUAGAGUCUGAAUGCUUCCAGUUAUGGAUCAGUGUGGCUCAGUCCAACCUGUAAUUAGAAUGUGAUUAGAGGGGCUCUUAAUGUAAUCAGUUAAGAUUAAUGUUUUUAUGACUUCCUCAUCAGAGCAAACAUUUUUAACUGUAUCCUCUGUGUAAGGAGAAAUUGCAGCUGUGAUUGCUAUGAGGGCAGAUGAAAUGGUGAUUACCAUUCAGAGCAAAUGGCUUUGAGGUUUUCCAAAAGAUGGGAAAAAUUGAAUUAGGGACAGCAAGUGGCGUCUCAUUUUGUCCCCACAGCCACAUCCCUGUUGUCUUGAACAUGAGACAAGUCUGGAAACUCACUAUGGGGUGGGGAACUGGACAUAGUUAUUGCUUGUGAAGCUCAAAAGAGAGAAUCUACAAGCCUUAGAUCCAGCUCACCCUCUUUCUCUGAUCUGAUUACGCAUUCCUGUGAGAUGCCAGGAAGCUGUAAAGGAGCAUGCCAGAUACCUAUCAGUUUCCAAAUUGCCUUUUCCAGUGCCGCCACAGUAAGGGGCACCUGCUCUGAAUUGGGUUUUGUUUGCUUGUCCUCUGUCUAUGGAAGUUUCUCUCCUGUAAAAAAAAAAAAACAAAAAAAAACCCUGGUCCUAGUCCCCCCAGAUCAGAGUUGCUAGCUACAAAAUAGAAGCAGGUGUUUAAAGGGUCUGUUUUUGUGACAGUCUCUAGACGGCUCUUUAUGGAGCCAUGGUAGAAAUGGAGACUUUUGUGUGUAUUUGGUCAAGUCCAUUUUACCUUCAGAUGGUGGCACAUGGAACAUCAGCUGGAGGACGGAGUUUUGCUCUUCUGUCAAGGUCUGUCUCAACCUGAUGACUUUCUUUUAAAAACAUGAUCAAAUACAUUUUAAUAGCCUUUUAAUGGCUCAAUUGAAUGAAUGCGAAGAUCAGAGCUUGCACCAGAGAUUCGUUUUAUAAUUAUUUCCCUGGCAGAGCCAAUAAUAAAGGAAGUAAGCACUUUGACCAGUA
Messenger RNA from Pelodiscus sinensis (Chinese soft-shelled turtle), 1763 nucleotides. NCBI's taxonomy places the organism in Eukaryota, Metazoa, Chordata, Testudines, Trionychidae. The record is from RefSeq and is a predicted model, not a curated record.